AUGCCUACAUCUGGAAUGUUCGACGUUUUUGCAGAACCAUCUGCCCAAGCCUUCAGUUUUCGUUUCCAUCGUUCGCCCCCUUCGUUGCCUUCUUCUUUCCAUCCGGUUCCAUUGUUCACCUGUUUCCUUGCCUUCUUCUCUUUUGAUUUGAAAAUCAAUCUCUAUCUAAAAGCUGUGCGCACGGGUAACGCCGCCGUCGGCGUACGUGGCACCGACACCAUCGUUCUCGGCGUCAAAAAGAAGUCCACAGCAAGCUCGAGGACUCCAGGGCCUGUUUGGAAUUCAAAGGAAAAUUGA
Prunus armeniaca (apricot) is the source of this 297-nucleotide messenger RNA. Lineage: Eukaryota; Viridiplantae; Streptophyta; Magnoliopsida; Rosales; Rosaceae. The record is from the annotation of a GenBank genome assembly.